AUGGAUAUGGGUAGAUGUUUUUUAUCAGAAGCAAAGGUAGAAAGAAAAUAUUGGGCAGAAGUAAUUAAAACAGCUGCUUAUCUUAAGAACAGAACUUUGACUAAUACUAUUGAGAGGAAAACGCCGUAUGAAAUAUUUUUUAAAAGAAAGCCAUCAGUCCAAAAUUUGAAAUUGUAUGGAAGUAGAGUUUUUGUAAGAAUUCUCGAAGAACAGAGAAGGUCUAAAUGGGAUAAGAAAGCAGAAGUUGGAAUUUUACUUGGUUAUACUGAUACCUGA
Molecule: messenger RNA, 276 nt
Organism: Parnassius mnemosyne (clouded apollo)
Lineage: Eukaryota; Metazoa; Arthropoda; Insecta; Lepidoptera; Papilionidae
Source: the annotation of a GenBank genome assembly